Messenger RNA from Lathyrus sativus (Indian pea), 1116 nucleotides. The record is from the annotation of a GenBank genome assembly. NCBI's taxonomy places the organism in Eukaryota, Viridiplantae, Streptophyta, Magnoliopsida, Fabales, Fabaceae.
AUGGAUGCUAUCAGAAAACAAGCUUCGAAGCUUCGAGAACAAGUCGCUCGUCAACAACAGGCUGUUUUGAAACAGUUUGGUGGCGGUGGUUAUGGAGGUUCAGAUAACAUGGUUACCGAUGAGAGAGAGCUUCACCUACAUCAGAAACUCGAGAAACUUUAUAUAUCAACCCGUGCAGGGAAGCAUUAUCAGAGGGACCUUGUUCGUGGAGUAGAAGGUUAUAUUGUUACCGGAUCCAAGCAAGUUGAAAUAGGAACAAAGUUGUCCGAAGAUAGUAGGAAAUAUGGUGCGGAAAAUACGUGUACCAGUGGGGGUACAUUAUGCAGGGCUGCACUAAGUUAUGCACGAGCCCGUGCCCAAAUGGAGAAGGAGCGUGGAAACUUACUAAAAGCUCUUGGUACACAGGUUGCAGAACCCUUAAGGGCAAUGGUGAUGGGAGCUCCAUUAGAAGAUGCUCGGCAUCUCGCUCAACGUUAUGAUAGAAUGAGACAGGAUGCUGAAGCCCAGGCUAUUGAAGUUUCUAAGCGCCAAGCAAAAGUAAGAGAAAUGCCAGGCAAUUCUGAGAAUGCUAUGAAAUUAGAAGCAGCAGAAGCAAAGCUACAAGACCUGAAGACAAACAUGACUAUAUUGGGAAAGGAAGCAGCUGCAGCAUUGGCUGCUGUUGAAGCACAGCAGCAGAGGUUAACUCUUCAACGUCUUAUAGCUAUGGUUGAAGCGGAGCGUGCCUAUCACCAAGUAGUCAUACAAACUCUUGAUCAACUUGAGGGAGAGAUGAUAUCUGAAAGACAACGAAUUGAAGCCCCUCCUACUCCUAGUGUGGAUAAUAACAUGCCACCACCCCCACCAUAUGAAGAAGUGAAUGAUGUUUAUGCUUCUCAGACACAUAAUGGAUCAACGGAUAGCAUGGGUUACUUCUUAGGAGAGGUUUUAUUCCCAUACUCUGCUGUGUCCGAAGUGGAGCUGAAUCUAUCUGUCGGUGAUUAUAUCGUCAUUCGAAAGGUGACAAACAACGGAUGGGCCGAGGGUGAAUGCAAAGGUAGAGCAGGCUGGUUUCCGUUUAGUUACAUUGAAAGAAGGGAGCGUGUUCUUGCAAGCAAAGUAUCUGAAGUGUUUUAA